This is a messenger RNA of Amoebophrya sp. A25, 494 nucleotides long. The record is from the annotation of a GenBank genome assembly. NCBI's taxonomy places the organism in Eukaryota, Dinophyceae, Syndiniales, Amoebophryaceae.
CGAGAUCAUUCGCCAAUACCUCUCCAAGCGGAUAAUUACGGCUUCAGAUGUAUCCUAAUAUGCUAAAAAUGGUGCCAAGUACUGUAAAAAUAUGCUAAAAGUUGUACUACGCUUGCUUCACAAGUGCCCUACUUUUGUUUCGAGUAAUGGUCCAUCUUCAGAAACCUUGGUUCAGAGUAAUGGUCCAUCUUCAGAAACCUUGGUUCAGAGCAAUGGCCCAUCUUCAGAAACCUUGGUUCAGAGCAAUGGCCCAUCUUCAGAAACCUUGGUUCAGAGUAAUGGCCCAUCUUUAGAAGUACAUCUCGGAAGCCCAUCUUCUGAAGUCCAUCUUUUUGGAGGAACUGUUCUCCCCUAAUCCAUCUUCAGAAGUACAUCUUAGAAGAAUUGCCCUCCUACCAUUGAGGUCCUCUAAAAUGAAGGCGAGACCAGACAAAUUCACUUCUGACGCAAUCAAAGCCGCGCCGGAUGAAGACCCAAACGAGCUGAAAUUAUGA